Molecule: messenger RNA, 882 nt
Organism: Seminavis robusta
Lineage: Eukaryota; Bacillariophyta; Bacillariophyceae; Naviculales; Naviculaceae
Source: the annotation of a GenBank genome assembly
AUGAGUGCUGCCUUUGUACCCGCUUGGGACACCUCUGUUGUCUCGGAGUAUGAAGCUCGUGUAGAGCCAUUCACGGGUCUCUUUGUGAAGGACCUACUAGAACCAGUUUUGAAGGAUGCCAAAACGAGGGACGGUCCAUUAUCCCUUCUCGAUGUGGGAUGCGGAGCGGGCUGUGGCUCCCUGCUUGCUGCCGAACAUGGUUUACGUGUGACGGCUACUGACGUUUCGCAAGGCAUGGUGGACCGAACACGACAACGUGCUGAAGAAAAGGGGCUUUCUAUGGAAUGCGUUGAAGCUAGUGGAGAGGAACUGACUUCGAAUGAUGUCUUAAAGCACCGCCUCGGUCACUACGACUUUUGCAUUGCAGCAUUUUCCUUAAUAUUCUUUCCGGAUCCAGCCAAGGGAUUGGCCGAAAUCUAUCAGUGUCUUUCCGAUGACGGGGGCAAAGUCAUGUUGACCGCUUGGGGAAACAAGGAAGAGACACCCGCCUUUCAAGUUUUUCAGGAUGCCUUUCGCGCCGUCAAACCGGAAACUGCCGAUGGGGGCAAGCCCGGCAGAAUCACUGGCUCUCCUUCCGUGCUGAAAUCACUGCUGGAGGAAGCAAAUUUUCAAGACGUUGAAAUUGUCGGACCUGUCUCUCAUCACCUGCACGUCAAGGAACCAGAGGCAUUUUAUGAUCGAUUUGCGUUGACCUCCCCAAAGAUUAGAGGACAGUUGGCAUCGUUGGACGCAAAAGAACGACACGCAGUCAAAGAGAAGGUAUUGACGCUGGCCGAGGAAAGAGGAGGCGGAAAGGAAGACGGAUCCAUUGCAAUUCCCUCCAUGGCUUAUCUAGCCUAUGGUACAAAGCGUUCCGGUGGGGGCCAAUCCAACAAAACCUAG